This is a messenger RNA of Plasmodium gonderi, 3495 nucleotides long. Its product is annotated as exosome complex exonuclease RRP6. Gene Ontology annotation, biological process: exonucleolytic trimming to generate mature 3'-end of 5.8S rRNA from tricistronic rRNA transcript (SSU-rRNA, 5.8S rRNA, LSU-rRNA); nuclear polyadenylation-dependent rRNA catabolic process; nuclear polyadenylation-dependent snoRNA catabolic process. The record is from RefSeq and is a predicted model, not a curated record. The transcript has a single exon. Gene Ontology annotation, molecular function: 3'-5'-RNA exonuclease activity; nucleotide binding; nucleic acid binding. Gene Ontology annotation, cellular component: nucleolus; nuclear exosome (RNase complex). Lineage: Eukaryota; Apicomplexa; Aconoidasida; Haemosporida; Plasmodiidae. The coding region runs from base 1 to 3495 and encodes 1164 amino acids.
AUGGAUCAUUGCAGCAAAAAGAUAGAAGAGCUGAUAAAAGGAAAUAUUGAUAAGGGAGAAAUAGAAAGUAACGAAAAGAGUUAUCUCAUAAAAGGCUUAGUUAAGAAUAUUAUUGAAAUUGUAAAAUUAACAAAUAGGCUUUCUACUAACUGUUUAUACGGGAACAAACUUGAUGCAAUGUCCAAUGAUGCAGAAAUUAAGAAUUUGCAAAACGAUUUGCUUAAAGCUGCUUACGAUUUAAUAUUUUAUAGCUCCAGUGAGAAAACAAAAAGUAUGAUAACAUGUGACUGUGAAAAUGGCUAUUUAACCAUAGCAAAUAAUUAUCAUAUCAUAUCAGCUACACUAGAUGAAAUAUUUACAAGAUCGAAAGAAUGUUUUCGAUUUUUUAAUAUUCAAAAUAAGGAUACUCCUAUUUUAACAUGUAAAAAUAGUAAAAUUCUGGAUAAGCAUUUUACAAGAAAUUCUUCUCAGAAUAAUGAACAAAAUUAUUGCACAAACUUUUUAUCAUCUAAUGUUGAUGAGCAGGUGCAGGAAAAGGAAGAAAAAAAAAAACAAAAAAUAGACAGAGAUUUCGAGGAAGAGACACAAAAGGGAGGACGCUAUACUAGAUCUAGUAACAAUAGUAAUGUAACCCCGUUUAUAGAAGAUAAGAAAGAGCAACCAACUAUGUUUAUCAAUGAUCAGAACAGUAUUAUUAUUACUCCACACACACGAAUUGGUGAAGCAGAAGAAAAAGAAGUAGAAGAAGAGGAAGAAAGGAACGCUUUUCAGCUAAUUGUCAAUGCUAAAAUAUUGAAAGUUCAAAGUGAGUCUGAAGAUAGUUCCUUGGAUAAGAAAUGCCAAAGUAAUAAAGGAAAAAAAGUGAAAAAAGAAAUAGAUAAAACAUAUAAAAAAAAAAGUACACCAAAUGCCAAGAUAAAAAAUGAAGAGAAUAUAGAAAUAAGGAAUGACAUGAAUCCAUAUAAGUACAUUUCAAAUAAAACGCAAAAUUCAUGGCUACACUUAAUUAAUAAUUAUGCGACAGUUUUCAUCCCGCGUGUAAUUUUCAAGUAUAACAAACUGACAGAUCUGGAGCACGACUUGGUAGAAGCAGUGAAGUUGCAAGAGGGAUACAUUAAAAAGAAGCAAAAAGUUUUGAAUCUUUGGAGUCGUUUUAAUUGUGGAAAGCUUAGGCAUGUCAGUUGUGAAGAGAUCAUCAGAGAUAUAUUUCAAGAAGACCCACUUGGGUAUGAUUCUCCAAGUGAAGAGGAGGAACAAACUGCACAGAUGGGACAAUCAGGGCAAAUGGGGAACCCCGGGAAAUCACGUGAUCAGAGUGAAUCAAAAAAUAGAGACACAAAUAAUGGUUCAUUGGGAGAGAUGGCUCGACCCUACUCUCCGUGCAGCAGCUCAGAUUGUGUUGUAGAGAAUUAUAGUAGCCCUAUGGAUGACGAUUUUUUUUGGAAAAUGUUAAAAAAGCUAAAUAAGGACAUAAAUAAAUAUGAACACAAAUAUAGCUUCUUGAACCAUCCCUAUAGGUACGAAAUAAAUGAUAUAAUUAACCAGUAUGAUAAAAUGGAUCAGAAUAUUUCCCAUUUUGUGAAAGUAAAUUCAGAAUUGCAUAAACCAAUGGAUAUAAAUAAGAAGGUAUAUAAAAUUAUAUACAAUAAAAUUCAACUUGAGAAAAUGGUAAAUAUUAUAAAAAAGGAUUGUGAUCAAGUGUCCCUAUCAAUUGUAGUGAAUUAUAAAAACACUUAUAGAGGUUUUACGUGUCUAAUUUUAAUAGGAACUAAGGAUAUUGAUUAUAUUAUUGAUGUUCUUAACAUGUAUGAGGACAUGCAUAUACUGAACGAGAUAACAACAGAUUCGAGGAUACUGAAAAUUCUGUACAAAUCAGAAAAUAUCUUAUCAUUUUUACAAAAAGAUUUUUCUGUUUAUUUUGUUAACAUUGUUGAUAUUUUUGUAUGUUCAAAUUAUUUAAACAUUAAAAAUUCAUUACCUUAUUUAGUACACAACUAUUUUCACGUUAGUGUCAAUUCAGCGGGACAAGGCACAAAUCUUUUAAAAAGACCAUUAUCUCCUGACACUGUUCAUAAUUUGAGAAUGCACUUUCACUAUUUGUACUACUUAUUCGAGUAUAUCAAAACUGAUUUGUAUUUCAACUAUAUAUUUAGCAAGUACGGAGGGAUAGAUGCUGAGGACACGACGGAACACAUCAACCGUGCGAACCUGGAUUUGCAGAUUAAUCAGGAUGAGAAGGAUGUGCAGAAGGAACAGCUUCAUUUGAGUGAAACCGAGGAGAGGAUUGUCCAAACUGCAAGCAUAAAACAAGAGGAAAGUAAAGGAAAAAGAAAUAUUUACGUUAAUUUUGAAAAUAUAAGAUUCUCUGGCAUAUCAGAAGAGGAACAAAAAUAUGGGCAAGAAAUCAUCAGGACUGUAUUUACAGACAGCAAUAGAAUAUGCUUACUUCAGUACAAAAUAAAAGAGGUGUGUGAUGUGAAAAAAACGAAAGAUCAAAUUAAAACUAUUAUCAAAACUUCCUACUAUAAUUACACAAGUUGUGAUAAUUUAAUAGAAAACAUAUUAACAUGGAGAGAAAAAUUGGCAAAAAAAAAUGACGAAUCUCCUGAUAGUAUAAUUAAUAUUCAUACAAUUAUUUCCAUUAUUUUGAACAUGCCUACAUCUAUUUCAAGUUUAAAAAAUAACAUCAUACCACUGUCUAAUAUAAUAUCAGAAAAUUUAGAGGCUCUAUUUGAAAUUAUAAUCAAAUCCAAUAUAAAAAAAAAAAAAAAUCUACAUUUUUAUCAGAAUUAUAUUCAAAAUGAAAAAUCACAACCUUAUGACAAAAACGAAGAAGCUGAAAUUAAUUCUAUGAAAUUUCCUUUUCUUCACGAGGUAGAAAAUUCCAUAAGUACAUACACUUCGAAAGACAUUCUUAUUGAUCCUCCUAAAAUGCAUUUUCAGAGUAUUUCUGAGGGUGCACAACAAGAGGAAAUUCUACGGCCCCAUAGGGAUGACAUGCAUAGUAGCAGUAAUGAUGGAUGUAACACUAAUCCUAAGGAAUGCAAUGAAGCUGGUGAAAAUCUUACCAGUAAUGUGGAUGAAGUAUUUACCCUUGAGAGAACUUUUUUUAGCAAUGAUAAAAAUGGGGAGAGUAUCAAAAAUGAAUUUAGAUCUCAUGGAAGCAGAGAUAUAAAAUAUGAACAUUACGCACAACUAUCGUCUCUAAUUAACUAUGUGAAAAAGAGAAAGUGGGACGUGCGCAAAGUGUUUGAAGAGUCGAAGCAGGUAGAAGAAGUGAAAAAGGAGGAUGUAGAUGAAAUAGAGAAAGAGAAGAACAUUGAUAAAAAUACGAAAAGACAGCUACCUGAGAAUCCUGCACAUCGGGAUGCUAAUCAAAAAAAAAUCAAACAAGUGAAACAUAAGUCAUAUGUCCAGGAGUAUAAUAUCAAAAACAGGAAGGGGAUAUACUCUAGUAACAUUUUAACUGAGAUGAACAAAAAGUGGAAUAACUAG